UGAUAUAAUAACGGCAAACAGGCGGCUCAAUGCAGUCUGUAAAUCGGUCAGCCAGACGCCCACUGCGAGCCAACCAGCGUGGGGCAUUUCCGCACACGCGGGUCAGCUGAUCGAGACACGCGGAAAGCACCAACUGUCCGAACUCCACGAAAACUCCACCGCACGCAGACCGCACUGCUACUACGUUUUUGCCGCUUCACGGACCCACGGCACUCGCUUGCUCGCCGUGUCCUGCGUGGACUCCUCACUUCUCAAUACAUACACACUGAUCGAAAACACGCGGCUGCUCGGCUGUCAUUCCGAGUGGAGGUGAUGGCGCUCAGGGAGUCGCCGGUGGCUUUGAAUGGAACUCAUAUUUCCUACAUUGGACACGAUUGUAAGGACAUCCCAGACUUCCUUGGGGACUCUUUUGGAGAUUUUGCGAGAAGGUUGGACUUGAGCUUCAACCAACUCAGGACCCUGGCAGGCCUCAAAACGUUCACUGAGCUGGAAGAGCUGGUCGUCGACAACAAUCUGCUUGGGAAUGACCUCCGGUUGCCCAGGUUACCUAACCUGCACACCUUAACGCUCAAUAAGAACAAACUGACUGAUAUUGAAGCACUGCUGGAGCACUUGGCUGACGUGACCCCGUCCCUGGAGUACCUCAGCUUGCUGGGCAAUGAGGCCUGCCCAAACCAGCUGGUCAGCCUGGAUAAAGACGAGGACGACUAUCAGAGAUACAGGUAUUUUGUUCUGCAUAAGCUGCCGCAACUGAAGUUUCUUGACACCAGGAAAGUUACCAGAAAAGAAGUGAUGGAGGCCCAAGCGAGAGGAGCGUUCAUGAAGGUGGUCAAGCCCAAUUCUGACACUCCGCCGAACGAAGCCGGAUUUGAGAACCGCCCUCUGCCCUACACUCCUCUCCCCCAAGGAUCCAGAGAUGCUAGAAACCACAAAGGCGUCUUCGCCAAGUGCCGCUACAUCUACUACGGCAAGCAUUCCGAAGGCAACAGAUUCAUCCGGAACGACCAGCUUUGAUGGCGACGUCGGGUCCAGGAACAAGAGGGACAUUGGAGAACAUGGCUGAUAACACACGGGAAGCAAAAUAACGUUAUUAUUUAUUUACAUUCUGCUGAUGACAAUAGACAAAUCAUUGCUUUGACUUUGUAACAAAAACAUGUUUGAAGAUCGUAUUGGUGACUUCUGUGCCUGCCUUCUGCUCGCUCACACACACACACACACACACCGUCACAAACAGGUCCAACCUAUUGCGUGUCUCGGUCUGACAGCCAUGAUGGAUCACCCGUCCACUGCCGCCACUAAUCAAGGGUGAAAGGGGUGACGGUCACACACCUGAGACCUGACACGGACACAUCCGACACACAUACACACACGCACAAUAUAAACCACACAGACAUUGCAAAAUGUUGGAGAUUAUUGCAGUCUUUUUAGAUUAAAAAAAUGUUUACUCGUCUUCCUUAUGUUAGAUGGCUGAAGAAUGUCCCUCUUUAUUCAUGAAAUAUGUUUCAAUAAAUACAAA
Molecule: messenger RNA, 1516 nt
Organism: Phycodurus eques (leafy seadragon)
Lineage: Eukaryota; Metazoa; Chordata; Actinopteri; Syngnathiformes; Syngnathidae
Gene: lrmda
Product: leucine rich melanocyte differentiation associated
Exons: 7
Coding region: 313-1014 (233 amino acids)
Biological process (GO): melanocyte differentiation
Molecular function (GO): protein binding
Source: RefSeq, a predicted model, not a curated record